GACCGGGUUCGAGAAGGCACCACGAUUGGCCGCCUCAACUCAGUGGGCGGUUGAUAGUUGGUCAGUUUCGUGAGGCCCAAGUCAGGAUCCCAAACCCCUCCAUAUAAAUAGCAAAUCGCGGCAUGAUUUUCGAACUCUUUUUCACCAAGCGCGCGCACACAGAUUGCUUAGAAAAUCAAAUCUCGUCGCUGUUCGCUCUCUCUAUUUUGAAUCCAUAUAAGCUACGUACGGUAAACGAUUACUGAUUCGGGCGAUUAUCAUCAUCAUCAUCAUCAGCAGCAGCAGCAGCAGCAGGAGCAGAUAAUUGGUCGCGCUGGUUUUUUGGGUUUGUGGUCGCAAAAGCCAUGACAACUCCUCUAGUAAUAGGUGCUUCUGUGGCAAGUGCUGCCAUAGGGGCAAGAUACAUGAUUGCAGCAUGGCAAGCAUUCAAAGCUCGCCCUCCAAUUCCCCGUGUUCGAAGGUUUUAUUAUGGCGGGUUUGACAACGUCAUGACUCGGCGGGAAGCAGCAUUAAUUCUCGGAGUCAGAGAGAGCACUGUGAUGGAGAAGAUUAAGGAGGCUCAUAGGAGAGUGAUGAUGGCAAAUCACCCUGAUGCCGGUGGGAGCCACUAUCUGGCUUCCAAGAUAAACGAAGCCAAGGAUGUCUUGACAGGUGGGUCCAAGGGAGGAGGAAGCUCAGCAUUUUAGAUGACAGGUCAGCUUACCAAUGUAUAUCUGAGGGUGUUAUUAUUCAUAAAGAAGAUGAGGUUCUGCUCUUGCGUUUCUCUAUACAUUCUUUGAAUUAUGUUGUAAUUGUAUGUGAUUUUGGAUAAUAAACCUCAAGCCUCAUAAAUAAGUUAAAAAGAUUAA
This is a messenger RNA of Alnus glutinosa, 848 nucleotides long. RefSeq names its product mitochondrial import inner membrane translocase subunit TIM14-3-like. Gene Ontology annotation, molecular function: ATPase activator activity. Bases 345 to 686 code for a protein of 113 amino acids. Gene Ontology annotation, biological process: protein import into mitochondrial matrix. Lineage: Eukaryota; Viridiplantae; Streptophyta; Magnoliopsida; Fagales; Betulaceae. The record is from RefSeq and is a predicted model, not a curated record. The transcript is spliced from 4 exons. Gene Ontology annotation, cellular component: PAM complex, Tim23 associated import motor.